Paramecium sonneborni is the source of this 6303-nucleotide messenger RNA. Lineage: Eukaryota; Ciliophora; Oligohymenophorea; Peniculida; Parameciidae. The record is from the annotation of a GenBank genome assembly.
AUGAAAAAAGUAGAGUCAAUCAACUAGAUUGAAAAAGUUAAUAAAACCAAAGAGAUUUCAUAGAAUCCUGGUACAAAUGUCUUAAAUGAUAAGUUUUUUUAAUAAAAUUAUAUUAGUGAUCAUUCAAAUGCGAUGGAAACUCCUGAAAAAAAAAAAAAGUUCAGCGUUGACAGAAGUUAGAAAUAGCGUCAGAGUUCCUUCGAAUAAUUCAAUCAAAUCCAAUUUCACGAGUAAAAUAACUAAUUUAUUUUGUAGAGAAACAUUCCCUUAAGACAACAAUAUUAAUAAUUCAAAAAUGUCUGAAUAUUCAUUAGAAAGUAUUGAAAGAGAAGACAUGAUUGAAGAUCGAGUAAAUCGCCAUACACUCCAUAAAUCUAUUCAUAACUAUUAGAAAUUAAUAUAAUCAGCUUCACAUUAACUGAUUAUGUAACAAAAACCAGAACCAGAACCUGAAAAGUAAGGAAUAGCUAUAAAUCUUAUGAAUGCUUUCAAUUAGCAUCAAGAAGUAUAAGCGGAAUAUUUUAAUGAUAUUGAGUAUGAGAAAAUCAUACGAAGACAUAAAAAAUUAAUAGAAAGAAACACAAUGAAAGAUCCUUAUUACGUUAGAUUAGUGAAAUUGUCAGAAUUUUAAAGAUUAAAUUAUGAGUUGCAAGUAAAUUUUUUUUUUUAUUUAGAAAUAUAAUGACAAUUUGGCUCUAUUAAAACUGAGAAAAAGCUUUAUUUAUGUCAUAUAUGGCAUUCCAAUAAUGGCAAGAAAAAUUGUAAACAAUUUUAUUUUUAAAAUAUUGAUGACAUUUCUUAUCUUAUUUAAUGUGAUAUUGUAUAUUGUAGUUAAAACAAAUGGAAGAACAGAUACAGAUCAUAUAGAAGAGGUAGUUACAAUUUUAUUUCUUUCUGAAAUUGGAUUAAGAAUUAUAGCAAGUGGAAUCUUUUUUAAUGAUUAUGCAUUUUUUAGAAAUAUGGAAAAUAUUUAUGAUAUUGUAUUAAUAGUUUUUACAGCUAUGAAUCUUUACUAUCCAGAAAUCAUAAUUAUAGAUAUAUCACCUUUAAGAUUAGUAACUUUGUUAAUGUAUUUGACAAAUAUAUUUCAGGGAUUAAAUGUAAUGAUGACAGCCUUAAAACAAUCAGUAAAAUAUUUGAUAGAAGCAUUGAUGAUAGUGAUUUUAUUUUCAUUGAUAUUUGCAUCAAUGGGAAUAUUUUUAUUUUAGGGUUUAUUUAAUUAUAGAUGCUAAUAUGAAAAUGGUGAUGAGACAGAUGGAUGGAUUCAAUGUCAUAUAGAUUAAUGUCCAGAUGGUAUGAAAUGUAUGUAUAGUGAAUAUACUCCAAAAAUGCCAACUUCUUUCAAUGAUUUAAUAGGUUCUUUGGGAUAGAUUUUAAGAACUAUUACAAUGGAUGAUUGGAGUUGGGUAAUGUUUUUUACAAUGAGAAUAUUUCAUCCUUGGAUUUGGUUGUAUUAUUUAUUGAUCAUUUUUAUUGGAGGUUUUUUUGGAUUUAAUAUUGUUAUUGCAGUUUUAAAAGUCCAUUAUGCAGAAGCUACAGAAGAAAAUAAAAAAAGGGAAGAGGAAAAAGAAAUUGAAAAAAGAUUAAAAGAAGAAAAUGAAUAUCCUGAAAGAAAUUUAUUAGAAAUCUUAGAUGUAGCACAUUUGAGAGAAAUUGGAAUCUAUAAAGUAAUUAAAAGAUAUAGGAUCCAUUUAAAUGAACCAACAAUUAAAAAAUUUAUUAUUGAAGAUCCUAAUAGCUUUAAAAAAUCAUAUUAGACUACUAGAACUCUAUCAGCUAAAUAAAGAUAAUUGGAAAGCGGUAUCAUUAAAUUACCAUUUAUCGAAUAUGUAACAAGUUUAACUUGGAAAAGGUUCCUUUUACCUAAGUUUGAUAUUUUAAAUGCUCUAAUUAAAAAAAUAAAAACUAAAAAUUAUACUGAAGAUGAAUUCAAUAUUAAAGUUAUUGAAAAACUUAAAACUAUUCAAUUUUCAAGACUUUAACCUUAAGUUAAUCUAUAAGUUAAGCAAAACUUUAAUUCUUAAAAUGAUAUAUUACUAAAAUUAAUGUACUUAUUAUGUUAAUAUUUUUAGCGAUUAAUAAUAUUAAAUUUAAAAAGAAAAAAACUUUAAUUUAGAAAAGAUAAGAUCUUUAAAAUUCAAAAUGAUUUAUCAUUAAAUUAAAAUUGAGAAAGAAAAACUAUAUGGCAAAACAUAAUUUGCAAAGUCUAGUUUCCCCACCAAGAGUAAGCCAUAAUUUUAAUUUAUGAGUAAGAAUUAGAAAAAAAUUGAGUAGAGCACAGAUUCUAUUGUUAACUUUGAGAGAAAUGAAGGAAAAUCAUCAAAUAAAAUGAAAGCUUCAUAAAUUUUAGAAACUAAAUAUAGAAAUUUCUCAAUUUUUAGAAAUGGAUAACCUUAUAUUUUUGUUUAAGGAUAUUACACUAAUUAUGAAGGAGUUCAAGAUAAAAUUAAUUAAAAAAUCCCAUCAAUAAUUCAUAAUUAAGUUUCCAACAAAUUUAAAUACUAAAGCAUGAGAAUGAAAGAAUACUAAAAUCAUAAAACAAUCUAAAAGCAUAAUUGGUCUGGUAAAGAUGUACUUGAAAUCAAUAAAAAUAGAUUAAAAUAUUUUCAAUUAGUUUUAUUUAUGCUUAAUAAGGCUGAUUUCAUUAUAUGGAUGAAAGGAAUAAAGGGAUUUUACAUAAUGUCUUAAAAAUAUGCAUAUUUAACUGUGACAAGCAGAUUUAGUCAAUUUUUCUUUGAUUUAGUAAUUCUUAAUAAUUUUACUUUCUUAUCCCUUUAAGGAAUAGUAGAUAUAAAUAUAAUUUCAGUUGUUGAAGAUAUCUCAACAAUGUUCUUAUGUUGUGAAUUAAUGAUGAGAUUUUUUGGUUUUAAAUUGAAAGAUCUUAUUAGAUCUCCAGAUUUAAUUUUAUAAUCUACUAUUGUAAUAAUUAAUUUUUUUGAAUUCACUAUGAGUGAUUAUAUGACAACAUUUCUAAAUGAACAAAAUUUAAGAUUAAUUAGAGGAACAAAAUGUUUAUUAUUUUAUAGAUGUUUAAAAUAUAAUAAAAUGGCUAUUACUAUAGGUCAUAUUGCAUCUAUGACUUUUGAUUAAUACAUUUAUUUAGCAUUUUUGAUGUUUUUAGUAAUAUUUAUGUAUGCAUUAACAGGGAUGGAAAUGUUUGUUGGUAAGUUUGAUUAAAAUGAUUCUCUUGGAUAAUUACAUUCUUAUGAAAAUAUUUUUAAAUCAUUUAUGACAAUCUUCAAUAUAAUGACAAAUGAUGAUUGGUAUGGAGUAUAUGUAAUUGGAAGUGAUAUUAAUUUCACAUUUUCAAUUAUCUAUUCAUUUUCUUUAGUACUAAUUUUGAAUUAUUUAACUUAUGGUUUAGUUAUGGCUGUUUUAUUGGAUGGUUUUGGAAAAUAUUUAGAUUAACCUAUAGAAGAAAUUCAAAAUGAAAUUUAGAAGAAUAUUAAUGAAUAAUUAUAGCAUAUAACAUAAAAUUCAGAUGAAAUAUAGAUGUAGUUAAUGGAAAGUAUUUAGGAGCAGCCAGUAAUGACAAAUAAAAAUAUUUAAAAUGAUGAAACAAAUAAAAAUAAACCUAAUUUAAUAUAUAAUUUAAUAAAAUCUAUAAGUAUAAAUUUAAUUUAAGACUUUAGAAUAAAUUAAUAGAAAACUUUUAUUAAGAACGCCUCAAUUAUAUGAAGGAAUAGAAUGCGAAUCAUCUUUAUUUUUUUUUGAAAAAGAUAAUAUAUUUCGUAUUGCUUUGACACAUCUUACUACAUCGAUGGUAUAUAUAUAUAUAAUGGAUAUAAUAACAUAUCUUUCAAUAAUUGCUUUCAUAUUAAAAACUUAUAAUGAUUAUGAAGUAGACAGUGAAACAUAUCCAGACACUCUAUAAUUCUCUUGUAAUAUAAUAUAAUUGGCAGAUACUAUAUUUAAUAUAAUAGCAAAGGGAUUAUUUAUGGACUAAGGAUCAUAUUUAGUAUCUACAUUUUAAGUUUUAGAUUUUAUAUAUUAAGUUUCUAAUAUUAUAGCAUUUGGUAGUAAUCCUGAAGAUUUUAAGCCUAUUCUUAAAAUCCUUUUAUAUUUAGGUUAUUUCAGACCAAUGAAAUUAAUGUAUAGAUUAAGUUGGCUUACAAAUUUAAGAGAAGCUAUUGGAAGAUCAUUAUUUGAUAUACUUAAUGUUUUAAUAACUUUAUUAUCAGUUUGGAUAAUGUUUGGAGUAUAUGGAAUAAUACUAUAUGAAUAAUAAUUUGGAUAUUGUGAAGACAAAAUGGUUUUUGAAGUAAAUAAGGAGACUUGUUUAAAUGAAGGUAAAAUUUGGGUGAAUUAUAAACAUAAUUUUGAUAAUAUUACUAUUGCUAUUCCUACUUUAUUUGUAACUGCAACUUUAGAUGGUUGGGGAGAAAUAUAUUAAGUUGCUGAAAAUAGUUAAGUUGCAGAAAUAGGUCCUUAAGGAUUUAAUUCAUAUGUAAUAACAUAUAUUUUCUUUUUACUUUUUGUUUUCAUAGGAUCAAUGUUUUUUUUGAGUUUAUUUACAGGAGUACUAUAUACAAACUUGAAGAAAAAUUAGAUGGAAAUAGAAAAAUCAGAACUCACUUAAUCAUAAAAAGAAUUUAAAGAUAUUUCAUCUAUGUUAAUAAAGGAUUUUCCACAAUUUUCAACUCCACCUACUCAUGGAAUAAGAAAAAUUUCUUCUGAUAUUACAAGUAGUGUUACAAUUUAAAAAUGCUUAUUUUUACUUUUAUGGGUUGAUUUUAUAAUAUUAUUAAUGUUUACAUCAGAAAUGAAUGAAGAAUAUUUUAGAGCAAUUAAUGAUGUUCAUAAUGGAUUAAGUGUUAUAUAUUUUUUUUGGGUUUUAUUAUUAUUUUUGGCUUUAGGAGUGAAUAGAUUUUUUGAUAAUUAUUGGAGAAGAUUUUAUUUCUUUUUAAUUGUAAUAGCAAUAAUAGAUUUUAUAGCAGAUUAUUCAAUUGAUUGGAUAAUGAUAUAUUAUAAAUCAACUCCAAAUGAUAAAGGAUUUUAAUUACUUCGAUUAUUCUUUUCUUUAAGAAGUUUAAGAAUUAUUUUAAUAUUUUAAGGAUUUAUAAAUUUAUAAAGAUUAAUAAAUGUUAUACUAUUUGCUUUACCUUAUUUAGGUAAAAUAUUUGCUAUUUUAAUAAUCACAAUGUUAGUUUUUGCUUUAUUCGGUUGUUAAUUAUUUGGUACAAUAGAUGCUGGAUAAGUAUUAGAUGAUUAAUUAAAUUUUAUGACAGCUGCCACUGCAAUGAUGACUUUAUUUAAAUGUGCUUCUGGUGAUGAUUGGAGAACAAUAAUGACUGAUACUAUGCAUCAUAAUCCUUUAUGUUGGGAAGAUCCAAAAUAUUGUGGAUCAUUUGCAAGUUAAAUAUAUUUCUUUUUAUUUAUGUUUUUUUCCACUUAUGUAUUAUUAACUCUCUUUUUAUUAAGUUUGAUAGAAUAAUUUGAAUCAUUUUUCCAAAUAUAAGAUUCACCAAUUUAAUCAUAUGUAGAAAAUAUUGAUAAAAUCAAAACAAUAUGGUGUAAAUACUCAUCAGAAACUUAAGGAUAAACAAUGCAUUAUAAAUUUCUAUGUAAAUUUCUAUUAGAUAUUGGAAAACCUUUAGGUGGAGGAGAAGAAGAAAAUCUUUGGGAUGUUGCUAAAAUAGCUUCCUCAUUUAAAUUAAAAUGGUAUUUUAUUAUAAUCUAUUACUAGUGAUCAUUAUGGCUACAUUUAAUACAAUCAAUUGAUAUAUGAAUUAUUCAGAGUUAAAUUUCAUUCAGAAGUAUUUAAAGAUGGUACUCCUGAUUCUAUUAAAUCAAUUAAGUAAUUUAGCAAAGAAAUGUAAUUACGUUUGAUGUAUUACAGAAAAAAUAAAAAUAUUGAAAGAUCAAAUAUUAGUGCUUCUCUUCAAUUAAAAGCUAAUUUUAAUAUUCUUCAUGAUUAUCUAACUGUUUUAAUUCUCUUUAAAACUUGGGAAUCUUACAGUAAAGUACUAAUCAAAAAAUUAGCAAUCAAACAAAAACAAUUUUCUGAUGAUGCCAUAUCUAUGGAUAGUGAACUAUAAUAAAAGUAUUUUUAUUAUUUUUUAUUUAAUUAGCAAUAAUCAAAAUGUAAAUCAUUUAAUUGAACCAGAAAUGUUUGAAGCCUCUUGUGAAGAAGCUACAUUUAAUUUUAAUUUAAAAAUCAAAAAACACCACAUUACAAACGAAAGUUAAAAUCUAUCAAAUCUUGAAUUACCUAUAUAUAAAAGUGCAUCUCCAUAAUCUAUUCAGGAUGAAGAUAUUAAAAUUCUAUUUUCUGCAGUUGGAGAAAAGCAACCUAUCAUGUGA